Lymnaea stagnalis (great pond snail) is the source of this 512-nucleotide messenger RNA. The record is from the annotation of a GenBank genome assembly. Lineage: Eukaryota; Metazoa; Mollusca; Gastropoda; Lymnaeidae.
AUAUCAAAAAGCCGCAAUAAGCAACUCCGAGAAAUGUUUGCUGAAGGUUUCGGCAUUCAUCACGCUGGGAUGCUGAGGCAGGACCGUAACCUUGUAGAACGUUACUUCUCUGAGGGUCACAUCAAGGUGCUGGUCUGCACGGCCACACUUGCCUGGGGUGUCAAUCUCCCUGCACAUGCAGUCAUCAUCAAGGUUGGUUGGAGAGUAUUUGGCAGCAGCAUUGCAUCAGAUCAUGAAGCGUUUCUAUACUAACCUUAACAUAUCAGUAAUGCACACCCUAAUGCUGUAAUUUUAUUUUAUUCUUCAGAAUAGAAAAAGAGACAGAACUUUGUCUUUUCAUUUGAAGAUGCCAUGCUCUUGGUUAUUUUAAAAUGAAUUUUUUUGUUAAACAGGGUACUCAAAUCUAUGAUGCAAAGAGGGGCUCCUUUGUGGACCUUGGCAUUCUGGAUGUUAUGCAAAUUUUUGGACGUGCAGGUCGGCCUCAGUUUGAUACGUUUGGACAUGGCACCAUC